Molecule: messenger RNA, 792 nt
Organism: Elephantulus edwardii (Cape elephant shrew)
Lineage: Eukaryota; Metazoa; Chordata; Mammalia; Macroscelidea; Macroscelididae
Gene: LORICRIN
Product: loricrin
Exons: 2
Coding region: 1-792 (263 amino acids)
Cellular component (GO): cornified envelope
Molecular function (GO): structural constituent of skin epidermis
Source: RefSeq, a predicted model, not a curated record
AUGUCUCAUCAGAAAAAGCAACCCACUCCCAUACCCCCAUGUUGCAAGUCCAGUGGUGGCAGUAGCGGUGGAGGCGGCGGCGGUGGCUCCGGCGGCUGUGGCUUCUUUAGUGGAGGCGGCGGCUCUGGAGGCUGCAGCGGCGGCGGCGGCGGUGGCGGCGGCUGCGGCGGUGGCUCCGGAGGCGGUGGCUCCGGAGGUUGCGGUGGCGGUGGCGGCUCCGGAGGGGGUGUCAAAUACUCUGGAGGCGGCGGCGGCGGCUACUCUGGCGGCGGCGGCUCCGGCUACUCGGGCGGCGGCGGCUCCAGCUGCGGCUCUUCCGGCGGCGGCGGCUCCAGCUGCGGUGGGGGCUCCUCCGGAGGCGGCGGCUACUCUGGCGGCUGCGGAGGCGGUUCCGGAGGGGGCGUCAAGUACUACGGUGGCGGCGGCUCCUCCGGCGGCAGCUCCGGCUGCGGCGGUGGCUCCUUCGGGGGCGGCUCCAGCUGCGGUGGCGGCUCCUCUGGCGGCGGCGGCGGCUGCUUCUCCAGCGGCGGUGGCGGCGGCUCCAAAAGAAGGGGAUCGUCCGGCGGCGGUGGCUGCGGCGGAGGCUCCUCCUCCGGAGGCGGCGGCGGGGGCUGCUUCUCCAGCGGCGGAGGCGGCGGCGGCUCUGGCUGUGGAGGUGGUUCCUCAGGGGGAGGCGGCGGCGGUUCCAGCUGCAGCGGCGGCUCCUCCGGGGGCGGCUCUGGCAGUGGCAAGGGUGUCCCCAUCUGCCACCAGACCCAGCAGAAGCAGGCGCCUAGCUGGCCAUGCAAAUAA